This is a messenger RNA of Vicia villosa (hairy vetch), 972 nucleotides long. RefSeq lists its product as uncharacterized. The transcript has a single exon. The record is from RefSeq and is a predicted model, not a curated record. Lineage: Eukaryota; Viridiplantae; Streptophyta; Magnoliopsida; Fabales; Fabaceae. The coding region runs from base 1 to 972 and encodes 323 amino acids.
AUGUCGACUCGAAAAUUUGAAUCUGGAAGUUCAAAAUUAAGAAAAAAGAAAAGAAUUGAUGCUUUAGUUGAAUCACAAAAGGGAGCUUUAGAUAAAUUUAUCAAAACAAAUAAAAAAAGUAAAUUUGAAAAUCUAGGUGAUUGUUCAUCAAAUGAACAAGUUAAUAAUGUAGAAACUAACAAUAUAGACAUAGACAACGAAAAUGAAAAUAUAGAUUAUUUUGUAGAAGAAGUUAAUAAUAUAGACGAUGAAGAAAAUGUCAAUAAUAAUUUAUUAACAGAAGAGCUUCAUAGUGUUGAAGCCACUAAAAAUAUAUAUGAUCCAAGUCAGUGGAUAAAUAUUAGUACAAGUUUGAGAGAUUUAUUAGUAGAAAAGGGUCCAAUUAAAGUUACUGAUAUAAAUUUUCCUAAGGAUGAAUCUACACGACACUUUUCUUCUUCAUUUUAUAUUCAAAAGUUGCCUAAUGGUGAAAAACGUGAAAGAAGAUGGCUAAUAUAUUCUCAAGAUUUGAAUAAAGUAUUUUGUUUUUGUUGUAAAUUGCUUAAUACUCUUUCUAGUACAAGCAAAUUAGCAUGUGAUGGUAUUUGCGAUUGGAAAAAUAUGGGUAAUACGUUGAGGAGUCAUGAGAUGAGUAAGGAACACAUUGUAAAUAUGGAUCCAUGGAUUGAUUUAGAAAUGAGAUUGUUAAAAAAUAAAACAAUUGACAAACAUGUUCAAGACCAAAUAAAUAGAGAUAGAGAACAUUGGAGAAAUGUAUUGUUAAGAAUAAUUGCGGUUGUUAAAACUCUUGGAAAAAAUAACUUAGCAUUUCGCGGAACAAAUGAAAAGAUUUACCAAGAACAUAAUGGAAAUUUUUUAAGUCUAAUUGAAAUGAUUGCUGAAUUUGAUCCUAUAGUGCAAGAACAUAUUCGUCGAAUUAAAGAUAAUAAAUCCACAAUCAUUACCUUGGAAAUAGGAUACAAAAUGAGUUAA